This is a messenger RNA of Oryza sativa Japonica Group (Japanese rice), 1808 nucleotides long. The record is from RefSeq and is a predicted model, not a curated record. Lineage: Eukaryota; Viridiplantae; Streptophyta; Magnoliopsida; Poales; Poaceae.
UAACACUAACUAGGAUACCAAAUUAAAGAAAGCAUACUAAGCUUAGUGUGUGUUGAAUCGGCGACGAAGAUGUCGUCGUCGGCGACGGUGGUGCCGCUGGCGUACCAGGGGAACACGUCGGCGUCGGUGGCGGACUGGCUGAACAAGGGCGACAACGCGUGGCAGCUGGUGGCGGCGACGGUGGUGGGGCUGCAGAGCGUGCCGGGCUUGGUGGUGCUGUACGGCGGCGUGGUGAAGAAGAAGUGGGCGGUGAACUCGGCGUUCAUGGCGCUCUACGCCUUCGCCGCCGUGUGGAUCUGCUGGGUCACCUGGGCGUACAACAUGUCGUUCGGGGAGAAGCUCCUCCCGAUCUGGGGGAAGGCGCGGCCGGCGCUGGACCAGGGCCUCCUCGUCGGCCGCGCCGCGCUGCCGGCGACGGUCCACUACCGCGCCGACGGCAGCGUGGAGACGGCGGCGGUGGAGCCGCUGUACCCGAUGGCGACGGUGGUGUACUUCCAGUGCGUGUUCGCCGCCAUCACCCUCAUCCUCGUCGCCGGCUCCCUCCUCGGCCGCAUGAGCUUCCUCGCCUGGAUGAUCUUCGUCCCGCUCUGGCUCACCUUCUCCUACACCGUCGGCGCCUUCUCCCUCUGGGGCGGCGGCUUCCUCUUCCACUGGGGCGUCAUCGACUACUGCGGCGGCUACGUCAUCCACGUCUCCGCCGGCAUCGCCGGCUUCACCGCCGCCUACUGGGUGGGGCCAAGGGCACAGAAGGACAGGGAGAGGUUCCCGCCGAACAACAUACUGUUCACGCUGACGGGGGCAGGGUUACUAUGGAUGGGGUGGGCAGGGUUCAACGGCGGUGGUCCGUACGCCGCCAACUCCGUCGCCUCCAUGGCCGUCCUCAACACCAACAUCUGCACCGCCAUGAGCCUCAUCGUCUGGACAUGCCUCGACGUCAUCUUCUUCAAGAAGCCCUCCGUCGUCGGCGCCGUCCAGGGCAUGAUCACCGGCCUCGUCUGCAUCACCCCCGCUGCAGGGGUGGUGCAGGGGUGGGCGGCGCUGGUGAUGGGGGUGCUCGCCGGCAGCAUCCCGUGGUACACCAUGAUGAUCCUCCACAAGCGCUCCAAGAUCCUGCAGCGCGUCGACGACACCCUCGGCGUCUUCCACACCCACGGCGUCGCCGGCCUCCUCGGCGGCCUCCUCACCGGCCUCUUCGCCGAGCCCACCCUCUGCAACCUCUUCCUCCCCGUCGCCGACUCCCGGGGCGCCUUCUACGGCGGCGCCGGCGGCGCCCAGUUCGGCAAGCAGAUCGCCGGUGGCCUCUUCGUCGUCGCCUGGAACGUCGCCGUCACCUCCCUCAUCUGCCUCGCCAUCAACCUCCUCGUCCCGCUCCGCAUGCCCGACGACAAGCUCGAGGUCGGCGACGACGCCGUCCACGGCGAGGAGGCCUACGCGCUCUGGGGCGACGGCGAGAUGUACGACGUCACCAAGCACGGCUCCGACGCCGCCGUUGCGCCCGUCGUCGUAUGAUCGAUGACAUUGCAUGUGCUGUCACCUGAUGAAAACCUCAAGAAAUUCAUACACACAGAAAUUAAUACUACGUGUUUGCUUCUACUCGUUAAUUAUGAAAAUCUAUGUUCAAGUUUUACGUGUAUUUAACAGCGCGCGUGUGGAGUUUUUAGGUAUUGCACUUUGCAGAUUCAGGGGAGUCCGGUUCUGUAUUUUUGUUAGUUUGUAAAAAUACAUACGUAGUUUUGUAUCCUUACUUGAUCUGAAUGAACACAAGUGUAAUAUUGUAUUUUGUUAAUUAAGCUCCAUUUUUUCCAAAA